AUGUUCAAUUCCCACUUGCAGAUCAACGUCAUUCGGUCGCCCAUUGGUGACUUUUCGUGUUUCUCGCCGUUAACUUCCGUCCUCACCUCCUACCCAUGGACCCCCAAAACCGCCAUUGCAUGGACCGGUCUAGAGGAGGGCCGUUUCUUCGACCUCUCUUACUCCCCCGACCAUGUGACCAACCCCAACGUGGCCAUGUUGCGCCUGAAUCGGUCCACAGAGGCUGCUGCGACCACUAAAACUAGCACACAAGGGGUUGGGGCUGCUUCAGGUCAAAUCUCCCAGAACACAGGCCCGUGUGGCAGUUAUAAAGGGUCUGGCAAAGCCGGAAAUAAUAUUGCCAAUGAUCGCCACAUGACUUCCAGCAACAGUCACGAACCAAACGACAGCACUAGCCACGGUCGAUACGGUGUCAACAACAUUGUCAGCAACAGUAUCAGCCCCCAAAACAUGGAUACCCUACAUCGCAGCAUAUCCCCCAACAUGACCAGGACCACAUCUCUGAUCCUCCCCACUCCAGACACAACUAUCGACCAAAAAAGUGAAGAGGUGGAAGCCAAUUCGGAGGAGGAGACCGAAAAUGACGUCGAAGAGUACAUGUGUUCCGUCAAUCGCGUGCGAGAAAUGUACGCCCGGUCGUACCCCAACAUUUCACUACCCCCCAUCAACAGAGAAGACUCUUAUCAAUAUUACAGAAAUGCCUCUGUUUCAGAUGGAAUUUAUUCUUCUACCCCUUCCCCGACUCCUUCUCCUACUCUGCCGUCUCUGACGUCUGUUCUGGGCGAUCUUGUGCCCCGGAUCGAAGGCUUCUCCGAUACAGAUGGAAACGGUUAUGCAUCCAGCGAUUACGGCGGCAGCAACGGCAGUGAUUCCACCUACAGUCCUGGGUCUAUUCAGUCUUCUCCUGAAGCUAUUUACACGAGAGAUACACGAGGCGGUCGCCCCGACGUCAUUUACCAUCACAGAACUACAAAGAGGGACACCGUGCAGCCCCAAUCUACCCACCAGUCUCCUACAAAUCAUGAAUCCACCAAACUCGCACCCACCAAACUCACACCCACGAACCGGUCUCUUUCGUCCGCUCCUUCUUCUUCUGCUCAAUACUCUUUCUUGUCCGCUUCGCCGCAUUCCCACUUGCCUUCUCAUAGCUGUGUGGCAGAACUCAAGAACCGAGGGUUGUGGGAGGAGGCACAGAAGAAGAAACGUGGAAAGCUUUCGUGUUCGGAAUGCGGCAAAUUCAAGCACUUGGAGAAGUUCAACAAUCUUGCUGACCUCGCCAAACACUUGGACCAGGAACACCAAGACCUCAGCCACAGACUCAAGUGUCCACAUCCAGAGUGUGCCUGGGGCGUGGUCGGCUUUGUGUCUCUCACGGAGCAGAAGCGUCACAUUAAGCAUCUGCACGAAAGCCAGCCCAUCCAGUGCGAAAUCUGCUUCCGCAAGCUGCAGCGCCAGGACGGAUAUAUCAGACACAUGCGGGACGUUCAUGGGGUGUCUGCCACCAAGACCGACAAGUUGCCCCACCGCAACGCAAGGAAGGUAAAGCCAGAUAAACAAUAA
This is a messenger RNA of Yarrowia lipolytica CLIB122, 1560 nucleotides long. RefSeq lists its product as uncharacterized. NCBI's taxonomy places the organism in Eukaryota, Fungi, Ascomycota, Dipodascomycetes, Dipodascales. The record is from RefSeq and is a predicted model, not a curated record.